Molecule: messenger RNA, 825 nt
Organism: Sabethes cyaneus
Lineage: Eukaryota; Metazoa; Arthropoda; Insecta; Diptera; Culicidae
Product: trypsin-1-like
Exons: 3
Coding region: 1-825 (274 amino acids)
Biological process (GO): proteolysis
Molecular function (GO): serine-type endopeptidase activity
Source: RefSeq, a predicted model, not a curated record
AUGAUUCAAUUCCUCGUUCUAGUGUGUGCAGCGUUUGCUACCGUCCUAGGAAAUGAUGAUAGCAUAGUACCUUCGGGAGUGUUCCCCCGACCCCAUUAUGGAACGGUUCAAAGCUCCGAAAAAGAAGACAGUAACCAUCGAAUUGUGGGUGGCUUUGAGAUUGACAUAGCCGAUGCUCCCCAUCAGAUAUCGUUACAAUCUCGGGGCAGCCAUAUUUGCGGUGGUUCCAUCAUCUCUAGCAAAUGGGUCCUUACUGCAGCGCAUUGCACCGACGGAGCUUCGGCGUCCAAUUUGCGCGUACGAGUGGGGUCGACGAAACACGCUUCUGGUGGAACAGUGAUAGCUAUCAGCCGAAUAGUUCAGCACGCGAAUUACACCUCCAGGACAAUCGAUUACGAUUUCAGUCUGCUCCAGCUGAAGAAGGCAAUUAAAUUGGGUAACGCUUCGCGAGUGAUUAAGCUGCCUGAACAAAACGAAUCCGUUGCGGAUGGCACUUUAUGCGAAGUUACCGGAUGGGGAAACACUCAGAGUAUAAACGAAUCACGGCACAGUCUUCGAGCAGCCUAUGUACCAUCGUUUAACCAGCAGGACUGUAAUAGGGCUUACGGCUUAUAUGGUGGCGUGACGGAUCGUAUGCUGUGCGCUGGCUUCCGCGAGGGUGGUAAGGAUGCUUGCCAAGGAGACUCCGGUGGUCCGCUCGUCGCGAAUGGAAAGCUCGUGGGAGUUGUUUCGUGGGGACUUGGUUGUGCUCAGCCCAAUUACCCCGGGGUAUACUCCCGAGUGGCCGCUGCACGUGAGUGGAUACGCAGCAACAGUGGAGUUUGA